This is a messenger RNA of Melampsora larici-populina 98AG31, 660 nucleotides long. RefSeq lists its product as uncharacterized. The transcript has 5 exons. The record is from RefSeq and is a predicted model, not a curated record. Bases 1 to 660 code for a protein of 219 amino acids. NCBI's taxonomy places the organism in Eukaryota, Fungi, Basidiomycota, Pucciniomycetes, Pucciniales, Melampsoraceae.
AUGAUGAUCAACACUGUUGCUGCUGCAACCUCCUUCAUUCUUUUAAACCUUGCUCUCACCGUCAGUGCCGAUGCGGGACUCUCCAUUCCACCCCCAGUGACUGAGGGGGCCAAGAAUGCCACCAAUUCCAGCUCCGGCACCCCCCCUCCACCCGGGCCCCCGACCAACAACACGCCCCCGGCCAACGGCACCGAUCCCAAGAUCAUUUCCAUGGCCUGCACUCAAGCAUUCUUGUUGUUACCGGACGACAGCACUGGAGCUGACAAUUCUACUGCUGGCAACACCGCUAACAUCACCGAGGCGGGUUGUAAGGCAUUCGACACCCCCGAAGGAGCAUAUUGCCAAGCCGAAAGCUGCAGCGGGUUGCCCACAUGUUCUAGUUGCAACCUUUUGAUCCCCGACCCCAAAUCAAACGACACUAUCGUCUCAAACACCACUGUUCCCUCAGUGCAAUGCGCAAGCGACUACUUCUUCCCAGACCACAACGACACUAACCGUCAAUCACUCUGCACUGACGCCAAGGACCAGAGUUACAGCUGCACUGGUACCUGCACCGGAUUUGCUACUUGCCAAUUUUGUAUCAUGAUGAAUGACACUGCCCUCAACGACCCAGCAGCCGGUGCCCCACCUGCCGCUGCCAACAACGGCACUGGCAAGUAA